AUGUCCACAAUCCACUUACUGAAGCACACUCCAGCUACAGCAGCCUCUACUGCCACUGACCAAAAUGCACAAACUCCAUUUUCCAGCGGACCCCUAGACUCCAAGGACCAGAUCAGGGUCCUAGGCGGCGGGCAGACCAAUCACUGCAUGGCCCACGCCAAGCACCCCAGGAUGGGCGAGGCGGGCACCAGCUCAGGCAGCCUCAGCCCCUGCGCCCCCUCAUCACCCCUCAAUAGCGAGGAGGACGACGGAGGGGGCGGGCGGCGGGCAAAGAAGAAGAAGAAACGAAAGAAAAAAGACAAGAGGGGCGAGCCUGGCGCCGCCUGGCAGCACAAGGGCUCAGAGAAGGACACCAAACCAAAGAAAACGAGGGAGCAGAAAGAAGGGAAGGAGCUGCUGCCACGCAAGUCCAAGGCGCCCAAGAAGUUGAAGGAGGUCAAGGUGAAGGAGGUGAAGUCACCGAAAGAGACACCAAAAGAGGUGAAGAGAGGGAGGAAACCCAAGGUCCAGGUGCAGGCCCUGCCCCUGCCCAAGCCCCCUGCAGAAUGCAAGAGUGCACCAUCUCCUCCCAGGCAGAGGGGUCGCAAACCCAGGUGAGGGGCUUUUUACCACUUGUGCUUUUGUUUGUCGAAUGAUGGGUCACAACCAGGUUCUCUUGGAUGGGUUGCUGUUAAAGACUUGGUUGUAUUUAGUAAGAGACAUGGUUGUAUUUUUCUAGUGGGGCAUAAUACAAUUCAAUUAAUUUAGGUGGGUUAUAACUCAAUGGUUGGAAGUCAGACUCACUACUGCAGUUGAAGAGAUGUUAGGUUUUUCCCAAAGGGGAGAUUUUCCAGGUUGUACCAUGUCCUUGAACCUUUGUGUUAGGUGAUGUAGUCGUGGGAGUUGGGAGAUAAUAUUCAUCCGGUGCUAAUAUUUAGCAAAAUUCUGUUGUCUGGUUUGCAUUUCCUCAGCAGUGUGGGGGGCAUUUUCCUAAUCACUCUGCAGGAUGGACGGAUUUGAGAUAUGAAUACUGUGGGCAACCUUUUUUAAACCUAUGCACUCUUAUCUACGUUCCAAAAAGAUGACGUUGGGGGGAAAAAAACAUAGCCAUGAAAACAAAAUUGCCCACUCAUCCAGCUGUGUGGUAUUCUCUGCUAGUAUACCUGCCGAGAUUUGAGGAGGUAAGGCAAUAAACACACAUUGCAGGCGUGACCCCCUGAUCAAUUGAGUACAGAUUACAAACAUUCCCUAGUUCCAACCAUAGGAAAAAAUAUAUUAGAACAGACAUUCUCUAGUACUUCUAUUUCUAUGGUGCCAACCCUGCUGUGCCUCUACAGAGAGCAAGUCCUCCAAGGGCCGGUACCAGUGGAGAAGAAGAAAAAGGGCAAGAGGAAAAGCGUGGCUGUCCUCCAGGAGGCUGGAGAGAGCGAUGACGCGGCCUCCCUGUCCGCGCUGGUCGUGGGGGGAGAGGAGAGCAUCGACUCCCUUGACAACACGGUGAGGAACUGACUGACAGCAUGAGGGCUGGGGGAAGGGCAGGAUAGGCUGAGUGACACUUGCUUCUCUAAAACCUCACCAUUAAGAUGUUUUUUAUGUAGUAGUGUACAUUAGUAUAGCUGUGUGUGUGUAUAAUUAAUGUGUAGCCUAUACUAUAUUCUUAGAUUCAUGUCGAUUUUCAGUUUACUUGAAAGCGGUGGUUUGUUUAACACCACAAUCUACGUACUUAUCAUGCUGACAUUCCCAAGGAACACGUUUUUAUCAGUAUAAAGAAUGUAUCUACACACAGUAGAUAUUGCUUGAAUCGAAUGCACUUAGUGUAAACCAAAUGUGUUUACACUAAGUUAACCCAAACCGCUCCUUCAACCCCCUUCUCUCUUUUUCUCUGGUAGAAGCGGCGCUCGGGGCGACAGGUGAAGCGCAGAAAGUACAACGAGGACCUGGACUUCAAGGUGGUAGAUGACGAUGGGGAGACCAUCGCCGUGCUGGGGACGGGCCGUAUCCCUGCCCUCAACGCUGCCACUCUCGCCUGGCAGGCUGAGGUAGCAAUCUUGUUCUUUCUCUUUGUCUUUGGCCGUGUCCGAAUACUCGUACUAACGUCCUAGUAGGCUUUUUGGAUAUGCCAGAGUAGAAGGUUUUAUGUGAAAUUACGAAAAAUGAGUUCCAGGAUGUCAUACUCAUUUAGACGUUUCAUCAAGUAUGAAUUCGCUGCACUAUUGAGGAAGAGAAUCGUCUUUUCAGGCACACGUGUGUUUGACAACAGCUGAUUAUCAGAUAAGGGAACGGGCUGUACCAAAAUGAAUGAAUGGCAGGGAACAACCCAAUUGCGCGUUAGAUGAUGACUUCUCAUUAUGGAUGAGUGAAUGUUUGUUGCUUUCUUCAGUGGUUCUUAAACCAGUCCUCAGGGACGCCCAGCCAUUCCAUGUAUUUGAUCUAUUCCAGAGCUAGCACACCUGAUUGAACUUGCCAACUAAUGAUCAAGCCCUUGAUGAGGUAGUUCAGGGGGUCCCCGAGGAGAAGUUUGAGAACCACUAGCUUACUGCAUACGAUUUUACUAAAUAGUAUUUAGUAUGGUUUAUACAUUUCGUAAGUAGUUGGCUACAAAGAUUUUGGACACCGCCAUAGUUUCUCCUCUCCCCCUCUCUCUGCUGUGCCCAACCUCUGUCCCACUCAGUAAGGCCAACCACACUCUUACCCUGCGUGAGUAAACCCCUCUCUCCCCUCUCCCCCUGUCACAGGAGCCCCCUGAAGAUGAGGCAAACAUCAUUGAGAAAAUCCUGUCGGUUCGAACUGUGAAGAAAGAGGUACACCGCCCGACACACACACGUUUCCCGUAUCAUUUUGUUUCAGCAGUGGAUGCCAAGAUUUAUUUUGUUGAACGACUGAGAAGUUCACUUUUUCAAAAUUACAUUCUACUCCGAAGAGCAUGAACAUGUGUUCUCUUCCUUUGAAACACGUGGAAAUCGUGGACAGUUUAAUUGUAUCUCUUGAGCUCAAUGACAUCACUAGCCAAUUAUACUGUAUAUUAACCCAAAAAAUAAUGUAUCUAGCGUAACUUUACUAUAUCUUAGCUAACAAUUAUUACAUACAUCUAUUGAUAAGGUUGGCUACACUUCCAGGAUUACAAGCUAGCUAGAUACCUUAGAGGCUUCUCAGAUGAUCUGAUGAGAAUCUGAGGAAGAUAUGUACCUUGUCAGAAAGCCAUAUCUCAGACUGGCCAAUAAAAAGAAAAGAAAAGAUUAAGAUGGGCAGUCUGAGAUAUGGCUUUUUCUUUGCAACUCUGCCUAGAAGGUCAGCAUCCCGGAGUCGCCUCUUCACUGUUGACGUUGACUGGUGUUUUGCGGGUACUAUUUAAUGAAGCUGCCAGUUGAGGACCUGUGACACGCCUGUUUCUCAAACUAGAUGUCUACACUGUACUUCUGAUCAAUUUGAUGUUAUCUUAAUGAACAAAAGCAAAUUUUUUAUUUCGAAAACAAGAACAUUUAUAAGUGGACCCCAAACUUUUGAACGGUAGUGUAUGUAUGUACAGUGGGGAGAACAAGUAUUUGAUACACUGCCGAUUUUGCAGGUUUUCCUACUUACAAAACAUGUAGAGGUCUGUAAUUUUUAUCAUAGGUACACUUCAACUGUGAGAGACGGAAUCUAAAACAAAAAUCCAGAAAAUCACAUUGUAUGAUUUUUAAGUAAUUAAUUUGCAUUUUAUUGCAUGACAUAAGUAUUUGAUACAUCAGAAAAGCAGAACAUAAUAUUUGGUACAGAAACCUUUGUUUGCAAUUACAGAGAUCAUACGUUUCCUGUAGGUCUUGACCAGGUUUGCACACACUGCAGCAGGGAUUUUGGCCCACUCCUCCAUACAGACCUUCUCCAGAUCCUUCAGGUUUCGGGGCUGUCGCUGGGCAAUACGGACUUUCAGCUUCCUCCAAAGAUUUUCUAUUGGGUUCAGGUCUGGAGACUGGCUAGGCCACUCCAGGACCUUGAGAUGCUUCUUACGGAGCCACUCCUUAGAUGCCCUGGCUGUGUGUUGCGGGUCGUUGUCAUGCUGGAAGACCCAGCCACGACCCAUCUUCAAUGCUCUUACUGAGGGAAGGAGGUUGUUGGCCAAGAUCUCGCGAUACAUGGCCCCAUCCAUCCUCCCCUCAAUACGGUGCAGUCGUCCUGUCCCCUUUGCAGAAAAGCAUCCCCAAAGAAUGAUGUUUCCACCUCCAUACUUCACGGUUGGGAUGGUGUUCUUGGGGUUGUACUCAUCCUUCUUCUUCCUCCAAACACGGCGAGUGGAGUUUAGACCAAAAAGCUAUAUUUUUGUCUCAUCAGACCACAUGACCUUCUCCCAUUCCUCCUCUGGAUCAUCCAGAUGGUCAUUGGCAAACUUCAGACGGGCCUGGACAUGCGCUGGCUUGAGCAGGAGGACCUUGAGUGCGCUGCAGGAUUUUAAUCCAUGACGGCGUAGUGUGUUACUAAUGGUUUUCUUUGAGACUGGUCCCAGCUCUCUUCAGGUCAUUAACCAGGUCCUGCCGUGUAGUUCUGGGCUGAUCCCUCACCUUCCUCAUGAUCAUUGAUUCCCCACGAGGUGAGAUCUUGCAUGGAGCCCCAGACCGAGGAUGAUUGACCGUCAUCUUGAACUUCUUCCAUUUUCUAAUAAUUGCGCCAACAAUUGUUGCCUUCUCACCAAGCUGCUUGCCUAUUGUCCUGUAGCCCAUCCCAGCCUUGUGCAGGUCUACAAUUUUAUCCCUGAUGUCCUUACACAGCUCUCUGGUCUUGGCCAUUGUGGAGAGGUUGGAGUCUGUUUGAUUGAGUGUGUGGACAGGUGUCUUUUAUACAGGUAACGAGUUCAAACAGGUGCAGUUAAUACAGGUAAUGAGUGGAGAACAGGAGGGCUUCUUAAAGAAAAACUAACAGGUCUGUGAGAGCCGGAAUUCUUACUGGUUGGUAGGUGAUCAAAUACUUAUGUCAUGCAAUAAAAUCCAAAUGAAUUACUUAAAAAUCAUACAAUGUGAUUUUCUGGAUUUUUAGAUUCCGUCUCUCACAGUUGAAGUGUACCUAUGAUAAAAAUUACAGACCUCUACAUGCUUUGUAAGUAGGAAAACCUGCAAAAUCGGCAGUGUAUCAAAUACUUGUUCUCCCCACUGUAUAUACAUUUACAUUUAAGUCAUUUAAGACGCUCUACACACACACUCUUAACAACAAGGUCUCUGUGGAUUAGCGAUUUAUUUGAUACAUUUUUUCUCCUUUUUUUCUCUUCUUUCCAGGCAUCCCCUGAGGAGACACCGGAGGAGUCGGAGGAGUUCUAUGUCAAGUACAGAAAUUUGUAAGUGUGCUUAGCAAGGUGGAAGGUGACAGUGACUCUUUGAUAACAGACGUUCUGUAGCAUCAAAUAGUCCGAUUCCUUUGAAGAAUUCUUAUGAUGUUAUAGCUCUCGAGAGGUUUUCAAAGCUGCGCCCAAUCAAAAGGAGGAUUUUCUCAUUUUGUUUAUCUAUGUUCUACAAUGUAUUUCCAUGUUCUUAAAACCGUCAUAUGUUGUUACGAUACUAUGACCUUGUGGGAUUGCUUCUUAAAUGGUGGGAUUAGGUUAAUUUAGUGCAUUGUGCACACACUACUUGAGAUGCUUGGAUAAACACUUCAGUCGAAGGUUAAUGUAUCCCCUUUUCCCCUUGAGUAUAUAACUUGAACCCCCCCUUCUACUCUUGCUCACAGCUCCUACCUGCAUUGUAAAUGGGCGACUUUAGAGGAUUUGGAGAAGGAUCCUCGCAUACACCAAAAAAUCAAGCGCUUCAGGACUAAGCAGGCCCAAAUGAAGCACAUAUUUGUUGAGGUGAGGCUGCUCCCAUCUUUCUAACAUUUUUGGGGGAUAUUUCAUGAUUUUAUGUUUCUAUAUAAAAAUGUACUGUUGGCUACUCUGGGACAGUGUUUUUUAUUUGUAGUGAUGUACAUUUGUACUUUGCAUGAAACAUUUAUAGCUAUGUAAAGUAUCACAUUAAACACAUUUAUAUUGAUUGAUGUCUACUCCUCCAUGUAGCCUGAUGAAGACCUCUUUAACCCUGACUACAUAGAGGUGGACCGAGUUCUGGAGGUGGCCAUCACUACAGACACAGAGACAGGAGAGGUGAGACAGGGAAAGGCAGUUACUCACCACCAGUGACCUUUUUUAUGCAAGUGUGUGUGUGCGCAUUUGCUUCAGUCAGUGUAUCUGACUCACUGGCUACAUUCUGUAUGUUUGCGUGUCUGACUGACUCAUUGACUGACUGUCACUCUAUCUGUGUGUGUGUGUGUGUGUGUGCGUGUGUAUGUUUACAGGAGGUGACACACUACCUAGUGAAGUGGUGCUCCCUGUCCUAUGAGGAGGCUACAUGGGAGCUUCAGGAAGACGUGGACCCGGGGAAGAUUCGGGAGUUCGAGGAGAUCAAGAGAAUCCCUGGAUACAAAUUUGUGGUGAGUGUAAAUAGAAAGUCACUCCUCUAAUCUAUAGAAUGUAUACUUUUUAAAAUAUUCUGGAUUAUUGUUUGGUAUUAGUGCACUGUUGGAGCUAGAAACACAAACAUUUCGCUGCACCUGCGAUAGCAUCUGCAAAUCUGUACACGACCAAUACACUUUGAUUUGACUUGUUUAAAAAUGUAAAUAACAAUCAGGAAUGUGUCUGAAUUGGGUGUUCUGUUGUUGAAGAGUUGCUUGUGAGCUGUCUGUGUGAUUGGUAGGGUGUUCUGUGUGUGUGUGUGUGUGGGGGGGGGGCAUGUUUGUGCACAGUGCGUGUACUGGUCGAGUCGACCUCUGGUCGAGUCGACCUCUGUGUGUGUGUGUGUGUUGCUCUUAUUUGAGAUGGACAGUCAUCCCUGUGUGUGUGUGUGUGCACGCGCACUCUGAGCAGGAGAGACCUCAGUCAGACAAGUGGCAGAAGCUGGACAAGUCCAAAGACUACCGAAAUGGGAAUCAGCUGAGAGAGUACCAGCUGGAAGGCAUGAACUGGCUGCUCUUCAACUGGUACAACAGGUAGGACACCUAUCCCCCCCCCCUCCUCCUCCCCCAAAUCUUCCCUGUGGGAAUAUGUAUAGGAGACUUACUGCCCUACUGCCUUAAAGGGAUACUUUUGGAUUUUGGCUUCCCCAGAGUCAGAUGAACUCAUGGAGACCAUGUUUAUGUCUCUGCAUCCAGUAUGAAGGAAGUUAGAGGUAGUUUUGUGAGCGCAAUGACUAGAGCUGUGUUCGAAUACUCAUACUAACCGCACUAACCAUACUAUUGGUGAUGUAAAUUGAAUGUGUAGAAUGCAUAUUGGUCAUAGUGUGGAUAUAGAUAGUAUGCCAAAAGUUCCCGGAUGUCGUACUAAAUUCGCCAAAAUACGAAGUAUACAAGCAGUGGACACUAUUUCCGUGCUUUUAAGGCCCAGAAAAUGGGCGUUGCUUCACAACGUUUUAAGAUUUGAAGAAAAUGGCGGAAAAUAUGCAGCCAAAGUCCGACGAGAGCGGAUACAAAUUAAUUUCUUUAACUAAUUAUGAGAAAUGUAAAGGCAAUGUAAUAAAGUAAUGACUUUUUAAAUAAGUUACGUUACGUUGGCUGACAAUUUGUUAGCGACGCUAUCCUUACGAACCGCAUACUAAAUACAUCGAACUUGCCAGUAUAUUAACAAACUAUCUAACUAACUACCCAAUGUUUAUUGACUUGAUUAUUCACGUCAUUCUUAGCUAAUUGGUAUAGUCGAGAUUGUUAAUUCGCUCUGGCUAUCUACUCCGAUUUCAGAACACUCUCGUCUGAGUGUGCCAGAGUGCAGAAUAACUGAUGAAUUUACGAACGCUCAACACCCGUUGAAUAUGGCCGGUGUCAGUAAACGUCGGCAAAAAAACGUAAUUAAAUUGUUGCCAGCAGCACAGUUAGUCACCAACGCUCUGGAUAACAUGAAAACAGCCUAACCAGCUCUGCUAGGGCGAGUAAAAUGGUCAGAGUGAGGUGUUCUCUCACUUGUCUCUGGAAGUAGCUAGCAAGCUAGACAACAUUAGGCAGUUAGCUUGGGUGCUUGACUGCCGUUGUGAGGUCAGUGUGUGCUCUAAACACUCCGAGAGCGAAACGCUCUGAAUUUACGAACGGACAAUCUGACAACGAAAUCGUAAGAUGUCUAGCUAGUAAUUUGUUAUGCUAACAAGCUAGCAAGAGGUUGCAUAGCAGCAGCAUCAACUUCCGGUAGACAGGCGAAGCGCUAGUACGCUCAACUGAAAGGAUACUGUUCGUUUACAGUGAACUAAUAGUAUAAAGUAUGUAGUAUAUGCUCAUUAAGUAUGUAGUAUGGGUAUUCGAACACAGCUUAGAUGUCUAUGGUAUCUAAUAGCAUGCUAGCAGUUACCAUAGACUUCCAGUCAUUGCGCUAACGCUAGCUAACAACUUCCUUCAAACUGCACGCAGACACAUAAAAAUGGUAUCCACAAGUUAAUCUGACCCUGGGGAAGUAAAUAAUCCUGAAGUGUCACUUUUAAGUAGUAAUUCACCACUAGACACUUCAUGUAGAUACAUAAUCUGAUGGGUACACUACUGGCCCCAGUGUACCCAAUUGUCAUACUUGAGUAAAAGUAAAGAUACCUUAAUAGAAAAUGACUCCAGUAAAAGUGAGUCACCCAGUAAAAUACUACUUAAGUAUAUUUAAAACCACAUUUUUACUCCAUACAUUUUCCCUGACACCCAAAAGUACUCGUUACAUUUUGAAUUCUUAGCAGGACAGGAAAAUGGUCCAAUUCGCACACUUAUCAAGAGAACAUCCCUGGUCAUCCCUAGUGCCUCUGAUAUGGCAGACUCACUAAACACACAUGCGUCGUUUGUAAAUGAUGUGAGUGUUGGAGUGUGCCCCUUGCUAUCCGUAAAUAAAUAAAAAACAAGAAAAUGGUGACGUCUGGUUUGCUUAAUAUAAGGAAUUUGAAAUGAUUUUUACUUUUGAUACUUAAGUAUAUUUGAGCAAUUACAUUUACUUUUGAUACUUAAGUAUAUUUAAAACAAAAUACUUUUUUCUUUUUUUUACGGAUAGCCAGGGGCACACUCCAACAAAAAGGGACUUAAGUAGUAUUUUUACUUAAGUACUUUACACCACUGACUGGCCCUGAAUAAAAUAACUUUUACUGCCCGGAACUGUAUGUCUUAGGAGUUGUUUUGUUUUAACCAUAUUGCCUACACCCGUCUGAUCCUUUUCAAUCUAUGAAAAGUGUCUAAGAACCUGGAGUGGAUUUCACGACUCAAAGAAAGGCUACAGCUGCUUCUCUGGUAGUGUAACGGAAUGUCAUGUUGGAUUUUUCUCAUGAUGAACACAAAUCAGAUCAAAUCUUCAAAUGCAGAGAAAUUGGUGUGUUUGGGCAGUUGUGUUGGAGUAUAAUUUUUAUGACAGAUUUGAGUAGCUCGUUCAAAGUAAUUGCCGGGUAUCGCUCUUGUUUUGUUGUUUAUCCACUCUGAUGGAAAAUACAGUGGUGUCGCAUCCCUUGUUCACAUCAAAAUCACAACUGGUUUGUUGUGCCCAGAAAUAAAUAACACAUAAUGAAACCAGGCAAGAUCAAAAGGCGAGAUCAGGUGUUCAAAUUAACCAAGUAUUUAUGGUACACUGAUAUCAAACAAUAUUUCCUUGACUGGGAAGUCUUCGCGUACAGCCAGUCUUUCCGCUAAGUUAGCGCUAACGCAAGUUAGCAUUGGCUCACAAAACUACCUCUAACAUCCUUCAUACUGGACGCAGAGACAUAAAAAUGGUAUCCACGAGUUCAUCUGACUCUGGGGAUGUAGAUUAUUGAUCAUUGUCAAAAUCCCGAAGUAUCCCUUUAAUCUGUCAAGGCUGAGGGAGGGGAAGAAAUAUUUUGUUGUGGUGGACUAACUUUAAACUGCUAACUUGUGAAAUAUUUGCAUUGAAAACAUUGUUAGAUACCGACAUGUUGUCAUUCAGUGCAUCGUGUGCCGCUUGGAUUGUAAACAGGUGGGUUCUUUGGAAUGGGAGGGGCUGGGGACUGGCUUUGGCAGAGGCUUUAUGAGGAUUGUUACUUAAAUGUUACUUCCGCUCAGAACAUAUUUGAAAACCUUAGCCCCCACAAUCAAACUGAGUUAGCUGGACAGCACAUGUGAGAUUUGGUUCUAGGUUCCGAGACUACCUUUUACUCGCCCUCUAUGGUAAAGGUCACCCCCCACACCUUUUUGUCUUUUUUGAUUAUUAUUUUUAAUUGUGUUUGAUACCACUGUGUUUCCCGCAUCUUCCUGUUUGACACCACGGUUUUCCCACCUCUUCCCAUACAGGAAGAACUGCAUCCUGGCUGACGAGAUGGGCCUGGGGAAAACAAUCCAGUCCAUCACCUUCCUCUUCGAGAUGUUCUCCCUGGGCCUGCGGGGGCCCUUCCUCAUCAUCGCCCCCCUCUCCACCAUCACCAAUUGGGAGAGGGAGUUCCGCAACUGGACGGAGAUCAAUGUCAUCGUCUACCAUGGCAGCCAGAUCAGCCGCCAGAUGAUCCAUCAGUACGAGAUGUACCACAAGGACCAGCAGGUGAGCCAACAUGGUGUGUGUGUAAGGGUAUGUGUGAGUGCAGGGGUUAAAGCUUUCUGUCAUAUGGAUUAAGCCUAUUUAUUUAAAGAUGCUAUGCUGCAUCUGUUAGCCUACAGGUAAUAAUGAUUUUAAAGGGACAAUUAUAUUUCGGAUGGUGUCAACAAUUUUAUUUUAAUACAUUUUGGAGUAGAAUAUCCUUUUCAAAAAAGUCUGACCAAUUCCAGUCCUUGUCAAUAUUAAAAAAUCAAAUAAAAAAUAAGAUUCCAUAUGACGGAAAUACGUUGCAGUGAUGGAGAACUUUAACCCCUGGGUUGCCCAUCUGGAUUUACCUCAUUGAACAACCCCAAAAGACUGAAUGCAUCAAGUGCUACAAAUAUAUGUUUUAACUUGUCACUGAUCUUAAAAGCGUGUCUUGCUUUUGUUUCCUUUUUUUAAUCAGAUUUUUAGGGGCGCCACUACUAAUUAAUAUAGGGCAAACACUGAUGUAUGUUUCAAUCUACACAGGAUAUGCAGAUAUGCUGUGUGUUUUUGUAUGAGCCUAGAUGUGUCAAACAGAAGCUGUGUGUAUGUAUGAAUCUUCAGAAGACAAAAGGGUGAGCCAUUGCUUGUCUGCUGGAUAUACUGUAUGUCUUAAGGCCUAGAUAUACUAUGUUUAUACAGCCUUUCUAUGUGCAGUAUAGGGACAUUAGAGAGGGCAGCGGGGCCUUGCUACAAGUAUCUCUGGAAAUGUGGUUCCAUGGUACUGACAAUAUCUGUACGUCAUGCAUCAAGUGGGUUUGAGGAACUCAUGUUGAGGAAGUAGAAUCUCAAGGUAAAGAAUACUGAACAAAAAUAUAAAUGCAAAAUCUAAUGUGUUGGUCCCAUGUUUCAUGAGCUGAAAUAAAAGAUCCCAGAAAUGUUCCAUACGCACAAAAAGCGUUUCUGUCAUUUUGGGCACAAAUUAGUUUACAUCCCUGUUAGUGAGCAUUUCUCCUUUGCCAAGAUAAUCCAACAGGUGCACCUUGUGCUGGGGAGAAUAAAAGGCCACUGUAAAAUGUGCAGUUUUGUCACAACACAAUGCUACAGAUGUCUCAAGUUUUGAGGGAGUGUGCAAUUGGCAUGCUGACUGCAGGAAUGUCCACCAGAGCUGUUGCCAGAUAAUUGAAUGUUCAUUUCUCUACCAUAAGCUGCCUCCAAUGUCAUUUUAAAGAAUUUGGCAAAAUGUCCAACCGGCCUCAAAACCGCAGAACACGUGUAACCACGCCAGCCCAGGACCUCCACAUCCGGCUUCUUCACCUGCGGGAUUGUCUGAGAACAGCCAUCCGGACAGCUAAUGGAAAUGUGGGUUUGCACAACCGAAUAAUUUCUGCACAAAAAUCGUCUCAGGGAAGCUCAUCUUCGUGCUCGUUGUCCUCACCAGGAUCUUGACCUGAUUGCAGUUCGCGUCGGAACCGACAUCAGUGCGCAAAUGCUCACCUUCGAUGGCCACUAGCACGCUGGAGCAUUGUGCUCUUCACGGAUGAAUCCCGGUUUCAACUAUCAUGGGCAUAUUGCAGACAGCGUAUGGCGUUGUGUGGGUGAGUGUUUUUGCUGAUGUCAACGUUGUGAACAGAGUGCCCCAUGGUGGCGGUGGGGUUUUGGUAUAGGCAGGCAUAAGCUACAGACAACAAACACAAUUGCAUUUUAUCGAUGGCAAUUUGAAUGCACAGAGACACUAUGACGAGAUCCUGAGGCCCAUUGUCGUGCCAAUCAUCCGCCACCAUCACCUCAUGGUUCAGAAUGAUAGUGCACGGCCCCAUGUCGCAAGGAUCUGUACACAAUUCCUGGAAGCUGAAAAUAUCCCAGUUCUUCCAUUACAUUUACAUUUUAGUCAUUUAGCAGACGCUCAUAUCCAGAGCGACUUACAGAGUGCAUACAUUAUUUGUAUUUUUUUCAUACUGGCCCCCCGUGGGAAAUGAACCCACAACCCUGGCGUUGCAAACGCCAUGCUCUACCAACUGAGCUACAUCCCUGACGGCCAUUCCCUCCCCUACCCUGGACGACGCAGGGCCAAUUAUGCGCCGCCCCAUGGGUCUUCCGGUCGCGGCCGGCUACGACAGAGCCUGGAUGGCCUGCAUACUCGCCAGACAUGUCACCCAUUGAGCAUGUUUGGGAUGCUCUGGAUCGGCGUGUACUACAGCGUGUUCCAGUUCCCGCCAAUAUUCAGCAACUUCGCACAGCUAUUGAAGAAGAGUGGGACAACAUUCCACAGGCCACAAUCAACAGCCUGAUCUACUCUAUGCAAAGGAGAUGUCACGCUGCAUGAGUCAAAUGGUGGUCACACCAAAUACUGACUGGUUUUCUGAUCCACGCCCCUCCUUUUUUUUUUUUAAGUUAUCUGUGACCAACAGAUGCAUAUCUGUAUUCCCAGUCAUGUGAAAUCCAUAGAUUAGGGCCUUCUGAAUGUAUUUCAGUUGACUAAUUUCCUUAUAUGAGCUGUAACUCAGUAAAAUCUUGGAAAUUGUUGCAUGUUGCAUUUAUAUUUUUGUUCAGUGUUUUUGACGUAUGUCCUUAGAAUGAAUGAGAGCUUUAAUGGAGGCGCAAUGCCCCUGACCCACUUCCAGUUUAGGGCUGAAUACAUUUUACCUGAAUGUUUUCCUGGGGUGAAGGAGACACGCAGAGUGCCAUUUGGCAGCAAGCAUAUUUGCAAGUUGGUUUCUUGUCUUCUAAUGUUACAAGAUAUUCAAAUGAGUUAUAAUAUAAUAAUAAUAUAAUAUGCCAUUUAGCAGACGCUUUUAUCCAAAGCGACUUACAGUCAUGCGUGCAUACAUUUUUUUUUUUGUGUAUGGGUGGUCCCGGGGAUCGAACCCACUACCUUGGCGUUACAAGCGCCGUGCUCUACCAGCUGAGCUACAGAGGAGUUCUAAUAUCAACGCUGCAAGAUGUGAGGAUUUCACACGAACGACUUCACCGUUUCGAUAUUUGAUCGGGAGGACAGCAAUUGUUGACACGGCAUUGUUUUGAAUUUAACAUGGUAGGAUUAAAUUGAUUUAGGACCAGAACUCCCUGAGGACAACUUCCCCGUUUUUCAUCCAAUUGUUAAAGCAGUGUUUAAAGAAUUGCUCUAAAAAGUGUGUUAAAGAAGUGUUCAAAGUAUCAAUUAUUUCCUUUUCUUCCACCUUUUAUUAUCUUUAAAAAAUAUAUUUGUAAACAGGGAAACAUAGUGUCGGGCGGGUACAAGUUCCACGGGGUGAUCACCACCUUUGAGAUGAUCAUGGCCGACUGUCCAGAGCUGAAGAAGAUCCACUGGCGCUGCGUGGUCAUCGACGAAGCCCACCGCCUCAAGAACCGCAACUGUAAACUCCUGGAGGGCCUCAAGCUCAUGAACCUGGUGAGGGGGAAGCUAGCUAACUUUCUUGGGCGUCUGCAUUGUCAUUGUAGUCAAUUCAGUGCAGCACCAGCCAAGGCUGAUAGUAGCAUGGAUGCCCUCCCUUGGUCAAGAGGGAAGUACUGCACAAAAAGAAACAUUGUAAUGAGCCAGACUAGCGAGUGGUAAUCUCUGUUGAGUUACAUGGAUGAUACUUGUCUUUGAGUGGCAUGAAAAGUGCUAUAAAUGGUUUUUAUGUAUUAAUACUCAAAUCCGUAUACCAUUUUGUUGUGUACUACAUGCAUUGUACAUUUGUUGGGCUCUUCCACCUCUUCCACCCCCUGUAGGAACACAAGGUCCUCCUGACGGGCACCCCCCUGCAGAACUCGGUGGAGGAGCUCUUCAGUCUUCUCAACUUCCUGGAGCCCCUACAGUUCCCCUCAGAGAGCCUCUUCCUAGAGGAGUUUGGAGAUCUGAAGACUGAGGAACAGGUGAUAUUUUUUUUUUUUUUCUGAGGCAAAGUGGGAAACCUUCCUUUUGGAAUUUAUGGGAAUGUUGAUUCUUUCUCAGAGAUAACCAUCAGCAAUUCCCUUUUAAGCAUUGUAUCAUACACUUAAUGGCAGCUAACAUGCUACUGAACAAAACGGAAAGCAUGCGCUUUACAUCAUCAAGCAGUUGUUGAAUCUGUGUCGGUAUCAAGUUGUUGCAUCUGCAGUGCAGGUGUGGGCAAUUUAAACAUAUUGUUAUGAAUAGCGCCACAGUAAACAUAAGUGUCCAGGCCAGACUAAACAAACAAAUGUUUUGUCUAAGUCCAAACUGUAUGCUGUUAAGUAUGUACCUACACUAGACAUUCUAAGUCUUAUUACUGCAGACCGUCAGAUCCUGACCACUUCUGUCCUCCUUUCCCCCAGGGUUGGGGUAAAUUCCAUUUCAUUCAGUGAGUUCAGUACAUCCUGAAUUCACUGAAUUGGAAAUUAAAUUGACCCCAAACCUGCUCUCCUCUACCCCAGGUGAAGAAGCUGCAGGCCAUCCUGAAGCCCAUGAUGCUGCGGCGGCUGAAGGACGACGUGGAGAAGAACCUGGCGCCCAAGGAGGAGACCAUCAUCGAGGUGGAGCUCACCAACAUGCAGAAGAAGUACUACCGCGCCAUCCUGGAGAAGAACUUCACCUUCCUGGCCAAGGGGGCCAACCAGCAUAACAUGCCCAACCUCAUCAACACCAUGAUGGAGCUGCGCAAGUGCUGCAACCACCCUUACCUGAUCAAAGGUGACGUGUGGACACACGCACACAAAAACUGUUCAUAGUUCAUAAUACAAUUUUAAUUGUAAAAUUAGUCAACAGAUUAACUAAUCCGUUAACGCCUGUAUUAUUUCUAGCUUCCUGUCUUUUUAUAUUUGGACACAGUUUAAUUCAACCCUGACUUUUAAGCAGCAUUAUGGAAAUGGCUUCAUACCAAUUUCUUCUGACUUUCACAAGACUCUCUACGAUGCAUGCUAAGUAGCACGUUUCUCUCCCCCCACCUAUCUUCUAUGGAAACAUCUAGGUGCGGAGGAGAAGAUCCUGGAUAGCUUCAGGAAAACACACAGCCCUGAUGCCUGGGACUUCAACCUCCAGGCCAUGAUCCAGGCGGCGGGGAAGCUGGUGCUCAUUGACAAGCUGCUGCCUAAGCUGAUCGCUGGCGGCCACAAGGUGCUGGUCUUCUCCCAGAUGGUGCGCUGCCUGGAUAUCCUGGAGGACUACCUCAUCCAGAGGAGGUGAGACUAGGGCUGAGGAUAGAGCCGGGGUUGGGGCAGUGAGGCUGGGGAUAGGGCUGGGGCUGCUGGACUAGGCUCAAGCUCUGCUCUGUGUGCCCACAUCACAAUCUCCCUCCCAUCUGCUCUAAUCUAAAAAGAGACCAACCAAAUAUAUAUGAUUUGUCUGGACAGUUCCAUGAGAAACAGGGAAGGCAUGUAUGCAUAACAUAUUAAUGGCUAUGACUCUGUCAUAAUGAUAAAAGGAUCUGCGUUUGAUACCAUUUUUUAUAGGAUAACAAUGAUCCAUAGGGGAUUUAAUGUUUAUGUUGGUUUAUUAACUGGAAUAUACAGUGGCUUGCGAAAGUAUUCACCCCCCUUGGCAUUUGUUUUUUUUUUUGGGGGGGGGGGGGGGGGGGGGGGGGGGGGUUGUAUCAUUUGAUUUACACAACAUGCCUACCACUUUGAAGAUGCAAAAAUAUUUUUUAUUGUGAAACAAACAAGAAAUAAGACAAAAAACCAGAACUUGAGCAUGCAUAACUAUUCACCCCCCCCCCCCCCCCCCCCCCCCCCCCCCCAAAGUCAAUACUUUGUAGAGCCACCUUUUGCAGCAAUUACAGCUGGAAGUCUCUUGGGGUAUGUCUCUAUAAGCCUGGCACAUCUAGCCACUGGGAUGUUUUCCCAUUCUUCAAGGCAAAACUGCUCCAGCUCCUUCAAGUUGGAUGGGUUCCGCUGGUGUACAGCAAUCUUUAAGUCAUACCACAGAUUCUCAAUUGGAUUGAGGUCUGGGCUUUGACUAGGCCAUUCCAAAACAUUUUAAAUGUUUCCCCUUAAACCACUCGAGUGUUGCUUUAGCAGUAUGCUUACGGUCAUUGUCCUGCUGGAAGGUGAACCUCUGUCCCAGUCUCAAAUCUCUGGAAGACUGAAACAGGUUUCCCUCAAGAAUUUCCCUGUAUUUAGCGCCAUCCAUCAUUCCUUAAAUUCUGACCAGUUUCCCAGUGCCUGCCAAUGAAAAACAUCCCCACAGCAUGAUGCUGCCACCACCAUGCUUCACUGUGGGGAUGGUGUUCUCGGGUGAUGAGAGGUGUUGGGUUUGCGCCAGACAUAGCGUUUAUUUUGAUGACCAAAAAGCUUAAUUUUAGUCUCAUCUGACCAGAGUACCUUCUUUCAUGUGUUUGGGGAGUCUCCUACAUGCCUUUUGGCGAACACCAAAUGUGUUUGCUUAUUUUUUUCUUUAAGCAAUGGCUUUUUUCUGGCCACUCUUCUAUAAAGCCCAGCUCUGUGGAGUGUACGGCUUAAAGUGGUCCUAUGGACAGAUACUCCAAUCUCCGCUGUGGAGCUUUGCAGCUCCUUCAGGGGUCUCUUUGUUGCCUCUGAUUAAUGCCCUCCUUGCCUGGUCCGUGUGUUUUGGUGGGCGGCCCUCUCUUGGCAGGUUUGUUGUGGUGCCAUAUUCUUUCCAUUUUUUAUAAUGGAUUCAAUGGUGCUCCAUGGGAUGUUCAAAGUUUCAGGUAUUUUUUUAUAACCCAACCCUGAUAUGUACUUCUCCACAACUUUGUCCCUGACCUGUUUGGAGAGCUCCUUGGUCUUCAUGGUGCCGCUUGCUUGGUGGUGCCCCUUGCUUAGUGGUGUCACAGACUCUGGGGCCUUUCAGAACAGGUGUGUAUAUAUAUACUGACAUCAUGUGACAGAUCAUGUGACACUUAGAGUGCACACAGGUGGACUUUAUUUAACUCAUUAUGUGACUUCUGAAGGUAAUUGGUUGCACCAGAUCUUAUUUAGGGGGUUCAUAGCAAAGGGGGUGAAUACAUAUGCACGCACCACUUUUCCGUUAUUUAUUUUUUAUAAUCUUUUGAAAGACGUUUUAUUUUUAUUUUUUCACUUCACCAAAUUGGACUAUGUUGUGUAUGUCCAUUACAUGAAAUCCAAAUAAAAAUCCAUUUAAAUUACAGGUUGUAAUGCAACAAAAUAGGAAAAAUGCCAAGGAGGAUGAAUACUUUUGCAAGGCACUGUAAGUGAAAUAAUCUGUCUGUAAACAAUUGUUGGAAAAAUUAAUUUCUUAACAAGAAAUUUGUGGUGGUUGAAAAACAAGUUUGAAUGACUCCAAAAUAAGUGUAUGUAAACUUCCGACUUCAACUGUAUGCUGAGCACUUAUUGGCUGCUUUUCCUUCACUCUGCGGUCCGACUCAUCCCAAACCAUCUCAAUUGGGUUGAGUUCGGGUGAUUUUGUGGAGGCCAGGUCAUCUGAUGCAGCACUCCAUCAUUCUCCUUCUUGGUCAAAUAGCCCUUACACAGCCUGAAGGUGUGUUUUGGGUCAUUGCCCUGUUGAAAAGCAAAUGAUAGUCCCACUAAGAGCAAACCAGAUGGGAUGGCAUGUCGCUGCAGAAUAAUGUGGUAGCCAUGCUAGUUAAGUGUGCCUUGAAUUCUAAAUAAAUCACUGACAGUGUAACCAGAAGAGCACGGUGAGAACCACACAUGCAGAAAUCAUCCGUUCACCUACUCUGCAUCUCACAAAACAUGGCGGUUGGAACCAAAAAUCUCAAAUUUGGACUCAUCAGACCAAAGGACAGAUUUCCACCGGUCUAAUGUCCAUUGGUCGUGUUUCUUGGCCCAAGCAAGUCUCUUCUUCUUAUUGGUGUCCUUUAGUAGUGGUUUCUUUGCAGCAAUUUGACCAUGAAGGCCUGAUUCACGCAGUCUCCUCUGAACAGUUGAUGUUGAGAUGUGUCUGUUACUUGAACUCUGUGAAGCAUUUAUUUGGGCUGCAAUUUCUAAUGAACUUAUCCCUCUGCAGCAGAGGUAACUCUGGGUCUUCCUUUCCUGUGGCGGUCCUCAUGAAAGCCAGUUUCAUCAUAGUACUUAAUGGUUUUUGCGACUGCACUUGAAGAAACUUUCAAAGUUCUUUGACAUUUUCCGUAUUGACUGACAUUCAUGUCUUAAAGUAAUGAUGGACUGUCAUUUCUCUUUGCUUAUUUGAGCUGUUCUUGCCAUAAUAUGGACUUGGUCUUUUACCAAAUAGGGCUAUCUUCUGUAUAGCACCCCAACAACACAACUGAUUGGCUCAAACACAUUAAGAAGGAAAGAAAUUCCACAAAUUAACUUUUAUGAAGGCACACCUGUUAAUUGAAAUGCAUUCCAGGUGACUACCUCAUGAAGCUGGUUGAGAGAAUGCCAAGAGUGUGCAAAGCUGUCAUCAAGGCAAAGGGUGGCUAUUUUGAAGAAUCUCAAAAAAUUAAAUAUAUUUUGAUUUGUUUAACACGUUUUUGGUUACUACAUGAUUCCAUAUGUUAUUUCAUAGUUUUGAUGUCUCCACUAUUAUUCUAUAAUGUAGAGUAGGUGUGUCCAAACUUUUGACUUGUGCUCUGUAUAUACAGUUGAAGUCGGAAGUUUACAUACACCUUAGCCAAAUACAUUUAAACUCAGUUUUUCACAAUUCCUGACAUUUAAUCCUAGUAAAAAUUCCCUGUCUUAGGUCAGUUAGGAUCAUAAUAAUAGUAGAGAGUGAUUUAUUUCAGAUUUUAUUUCUUUCAUCACAUUCCCAGUGGGUCAGAAGUUUACAUACACUCAAUUAGUAUUUGGUAGCAUUGUCUUUAAAUUGUUUAACUUGGGUCAAACUUUUCAGGUAGCCUUCCACAAGCUUCCCACAAUAAGUUGGGUGAAUUUUGGCCCAUUCCUCCUGACAGAGCUGGUGUAACUGAGUCAGGUUUGUAGGCUUCCUUGCUCGCACACGCCUUUUCAGUUCUGGACACAGAUUUUCUAUAGGAUUGAGGUCAGGCCUUUGUGAUGGUCACUCCAUUACCUUGACUUUGUUGUCCUUAAGCCAUUUUGCCACAAAUUUGGAAGUGCUUGGGGUCAUUGUCCAUUUGGAAGACCCAUUUGCAACCAAGCUUUAACUUGCUGACUGAUGUCUUGAGAUGUUGCUUCAAUAUAUCCACAUAAUUUUCCUUCCUCAUGAUGCCAUCUAUUUUGUGAAGUGCACCAGUCCCUCCUGCAGCAAAGCACCCCCACAGCAUGAUACUGCCACUCCUGUGCUUCACGGUUGGGAUGGUGUUCUUCGGCUUGCAAGCCCCCCUUUUUCCUCCAAACAUAACGAUGGUCAUUAUGGCCACACAGUUCUAUUUUUGUUUAAUCAGACCAGAGGACAUUUCUUCAAAAAGUACGAUCUUUGUCCCCAUGUGCAGUUGCAAACCGUAGUCUGGCUUUCUUAUGGCGGUUUUGGAGCAGUGGCUUCUUCCUUGCUGAGCGGCCUUGCAGGUUAUGUCGAUAUAGGACUUGUUUUACUGUGGAUAUAGAUACUUUUGUACCUGUUUCCUCCAGCAUCUUCACAUGGUCCUUUGCUGUUGUUCUGGGAUUGAUUUGCACUUUUCGCACCAAAGUAUGUUCAUCUCUAGGAGACAGAACGCAUCUCCUUCCUGAGCGGUAUGACGGCUGCGUGGUCCCAUGGUGUUUAUACUUGCGUACUAUUGUUUGUACAGAUGAACGUGGUACCUUCAGGCGUUUUGGAAAUUGCUCCCAAGGAUUAACCAAACUUGUGGAGGUCUACAAUUUUUUUUCUGAGGUCUUGGAUGUCUUUUGAUUUUCCCAUGAUGUCAAACAGAGGCACUGAGUUUGAAGGUAGGCCUUGAAAUACAUCCACAGGUACACCUCCAAUUGACGCAAAUGAUGUCAAUUAGCCUAUCAGAAGCUUCUAAAGCCAUGACAUCAUUUUCUGGAAUUUUCCAAGCUAUUAAAAGGCACAGUCAACUUAGUGUAUGUAAACAUCUGACCCACUGGAAUUGUGAUACAGUGAAUUAUAAGUGAAAUAAUCUGUCUGUAAACAGUUGUUGGAAAAAUUAGUUGUGUCAUGCACAAAUUAAUGUCCUAACCGACUUGUCCAAAACUAUAGUUUGUUAACUAGAAAUUUGUGGAGUGGUUGAAAAAAAGGUUUUAAUGACUUCAACCUAAGUGUAUGUAAAGUUCCGACUUCAACUGUAUACACGUUCAAAUGCCUCUCCAGUGAAGUAGUGAUGUGCGACAUAUGCCUAGCUUCUUGAAACGGGUCACAAAUAUAAAUUUUCUCUAAACUCCAUCAUUUUGGAUUUGAGAAAAUAUUUCAUAAGGUGACAGUACAGAAUACCACCUUUUAAUUUAAGGGUAUUCAUAUACAUAUCUGAUUUAUUGAUUUUACAGUUUAGAAAUGAAAGCACUUUAAAGAUCUAGUCCCCCCAUUUUAAGACGUCAUAAGUAUUCGGACAAAUUUCAUUUAGUAUACCAAAAGUGUAGUAUUUGGUCACUUAUUCCUAGCACGCAAAUGACUACAUCAAGCUUGUGACUCUACAAACUCAUUGGAUGCAUUUGCAGUUUGUUUUAGUUGUGUUUUGGGUUAUGAUUUGCCCAAAAGGAAUUGAAUGGUGAAGGAUGACUGAAGUGAUUUUCAAAGUUAGAAGAGAAGAUGUUUCUGAACACUUCCAAUUAAUCCUGAUAAUGCCAUGAUUAGGAAAAAAUAAUUAAUGAAUAAUGAUGAGUGAUAAAGUUAGAGACUACAACAAAGCAUGCUAACCUCUUGCCAUUACAAAUGUGGGAGAUUUGCAUAUUUGGGGGUUAUGAUCUUUGUCCCUCUAUCUUUCUCACUCAUUCACGAUUUAUAAUCAUGAUAGCCACAUUCAUGUAGAAGUUUUCACAAACAUAUUAUUUUUUAUAUUUUUUGUGCUUUUACCCUUUUUCUCCCCAAUUUUGUGAUAUCCAAUUGGUAGUUAGUCUUGUCCCAUCUCUGCAACUCCCCUAUGGACUUGGGAGAGGCGACGGUCGAGAGCCAUGCGUCCUCCGAAACAUGAACCUGCCAAGCCGCACUGCUUCUUGACACACUGCUCGCUUAACCCGGAAGCCAGCCACACCAAUGUGUCGGAGGGGACACCGUCCAGCUGGCGACCGAAGUCAGCUUGCAGGCGCCCGGCCCGCCAAAAGGAGUCGCUAGAGCGCGAUGGGACAAGGAAAUCCCGGCCGGCCAAACCCUCUCCUAAUCCAGAUGACGCUGGGCCAAUUGUGCGCCGCCUCAUGGGUCUCCCGGUAUUGGCCGGCUGUAACACAGCCUGGGUUCGAACCCGGGUCUGUAGUGACGCCUCAAGCACCGCAAUGCAGUGCCUUAAACCACUGCGCCACUCGGGAGGCCUUCACAAACCUAUUCUAAUAUUCUAUUCAAACCUAUUCUAUUCUAAUACUACAGUGUCUUCAGAAAGUAUUCACACCCCUUGACUCUUUCCAAAUCUUGUUGUGUUUACAGCCUGAAUUUAAAAUGGAUUAAAUUUAGAUUUUUUUUGUCACUGGCAUAAACAAAAUACUCCAUAAUGUCAAACUGGAAUUAUGUUUUUAGAAUUUUUUACAAAUUAAUUAAAAAUGAAAAGCUGAAAUGUCUUGAGUCAAUAAGUACUGUAUGGCAAGCCUAAAUAAGUUCAGGAGUAAAAAUAUGCUUAACAAGUCACAUAAUAAGUUGCAUGGACUGACACUGUGUGGAAUUUUUGAAUGAGUACCUCAUCUCUGUAUCCCACACAUACAAUUAUCUCUAAGGUCCCUCAGUCGAGCAGUGAAUUCAACCACAAAGACCAGGGAGGUUGUCCAAUGCCUCACAACAAAGGGCACCUGUUGGUAGAUGGGUAGAAAUUAAACAGCAUGGUCAAGUUAUUUAUUACACUUUGGAUGGUGUGUCAAUAGUCACUACAAAAAUCCAGUCACUACAAAGAUACAGGCGUCCUUCCUAACUCAGUUGCCGGAGAGGAAGGAAACUACUCAGGGAUUUCACCAUGAGGCUAAUGGUGACUUUAAAACAGUUAGUUUAAUGGUUGUGAUGGGAGAAAACUGAGGAUGGAUCAACAACAUUGUAGUUACUCCACAAUACUAACCUAAUUGAUAGAGUGAAAAGAAGGAAACCUAUACAGAAUACAAAUAUUCCAAAACAUGCAUCCUGUUUGCAGCAAGGCACUAAAGUAAUACUGCAAAAAAUGUGUCAAAGUAAUUCACUUUUUGUCCUGAAUACAAAGCAUUAUGUUUUGGGCAAAUCCAAUACAACAUAUUACUGAGUACCAUUCUCCAUAUUUUCAAGCAUAGUAGGGGCUGCAUCAUGUUAUGGGCAUGCUUAUAAUCGGUAAGGACUGGGGAGUUUUUCAGGAUAAAAAAUAAACUGAUUGGAGUUAAGCACAGGCAAAAUCCUAGAGGAAAACCUGGUUCAGUCUGCUUUCAUCCAAACACUGUGAGAUGAAUUCACCUUUCAGCAGGACAAUAACCUAAAACACAAGUCUAAAUCUACAGUGGAGUUGCUUACCAAGAAGACCGUGAAUGUUCCUGAGUGGCCGAUUUACAGUUUUGACUUAAAUCUACUUGAAAAUCUAUGUCAAGACUGGAAAAUGGUUGUCUCGCAAUGGUCCACAACCAAUUUGACAAAGCUUGAAGAAUUUUAAAAAGAAGAAUGUGCAAUUGUUGCAUAAUCCAGGUGUGGAAAGCUCUUAGAGACUUACCCAGAACUCACAGCUGUAAUCGCUGCCAAAGAUGCUUCUACAAAGUAUUGACUUGGGUCUGAAUACUUAUGUAACUUAGCAGACAUUUUUUUUAAACAUGUUUUCACUUCAUCAUUAUGGGGUAUUGUGUAUUUUUUUAUCAAUUUUGAAUUCAGGCUGGAACACAAAAUGUGGAAUAAGUCAAGGCACCAAAAUGACACACUACAUUAUUCACCAUUCACUUCAUAUUGGACAAAACAUAAUCGAAACACAACCAAAGCAAGCUGUAAAUGCAUCCAACAAGUUUGUAGAGCCACAAGCUUGAUGUAGUCAUUGUGUGCAAGGAAUGUGGGACCAAAUACUAAACUUUUGACUACUUUAGUACACUAUAAGAGAAAUUAGUCCAAAUACUUAUGUCAUCUACAAAAAAAUGUUUGGGGGGGCUAUAUAUAUAUAUAUAAAUAUAUAUAUAUAUAUAUAUAAGUGCUUACAUUUCUAAACAGUAAAUCAGAUAUGUAUGAAAAUACCCUAAAAUGAAAAUUGACAAUCUGUACAGUCACCUCAUUUGAAACGUUUUAUAUCAAAUCCAAAAUGCUGGAGUAUAGGGCCAAAUGUAACAUUUUAGCAUCACUGUCCAAAUACAUACACUACAUGACCAAAGGUAUGUGGACACCUGCUCAUCGUACAUCUCAUUCCAAAAUCAUGGGCAUUAAUAUGGAGUUGGUCCCCCUUUUUGCUGCAAUAACAGCCUCCACUCUUCUGGGAAGCCUUUCCACUAGAUGUUGGAACAUUGCUGUGGGGACUUCACAAUAACAGCAUUUACAGUUGACCGGAGCAGCUCUAGCAGGGCAGAAAUUUGACAAACUGACUUAUCGGAAAGGUGGCAUCCUAUGACUGUGCCAUGUUGAAAGUCACUGAGCUCUUCAGUAAAGCCAUUAUAAUGCCAAUGUUUGUCUAUGGAUAUUGCGUGACUGUGUGCUCGAUUUGAUACACCUGUCAGUAACGGGUGUGGCUGAAAUAGCCGAAUCCACUAAUUUUAAGGGGUGUCCACAUACACUCCCCUACGUACACUCUAUAUACAAAAGUAUGUAUUGUAGCGAAUUCGGGGGUCCCAAACCUGGGUCCAGCGACUGUCAGCCGAACAGCCAUUACGGCAAAAGAUCCAAACCUCUUGAGGAGGUCGGUAGGUGUGUUGUUGAGGUCGUUUCAGUAUUUUCAUACUUUGUAUAUUUGGUUGCAGGUACACCUAUGAGCGCAUCGACGGCAGAGUGCGGGGGAACCUGCGCCAGGCGGCAAUUGACAGGUUCUGUAAGGUGGACUCAGACCGCUUUGUGUUCCUGCUGUGUACCCGUGCUGGGGGCCUGGGCAUCAACCUGACCGCUGCAGACACCUGCAUCAUCUUCGACUCGGACUGGAACCCCCAGAACGACCUACAGGUUAGUCAACACAAAGUUCAGUACCACUUAGGGCCCGUUUUCCGGGCCUCGAUUAAACGUAGUCCUGGACUUAAAAGUAUUAUACUAAUUUCCUGAUGUGGUUUCAUGGGGCAGUAGGUAGCCCAGCUACUAAAGAGUUGGACCUGUACCCAAAAGGUUGCCUGUUCGAAAAAAGGGGGAAAUUGAUCUGGCAACUGGAGGGCUGCUGGGUUCAGAUCCUAACAACAAUCCCCUACUGCUGGGCCCUUGAGCAAUGCACUUAACCCACAACAUGGCUGUAACUAUGGACAGUAAAGUUGUAUUGUCAUUGUAUUAUUGUCCUGUGUGGUUCAGUUGAUAGAGCGUGGUACUUGCAAUGUCGGGAUUGUUGGUUCCAUUCCUGCUGGGUCCACCCUUACGAAAAUGUGCAGGCUAUAUAUAUUUCCAGCAGAUUUCAUGUGUGCAUGGAGUAUGACAUGGUAUAUAGAAAAACACUACUCUCACACACUGUUAAUGGCACUGUUAAUAUAACAACAGUUUUAAGCCCUAUUUGUAAAAAACUGCUCUGUGUUUGUCCAUGCCAGGCCCAAGCUCGCUGCCACCGCAUCGGCCAGAGUAAAGCAGUGAAGGUGUAUAGACUGAUCACCAGGAACUCAUAUGAGAGGGAGAUGUUUGACAAAGCCAGUCUGAAGCUGGGUCUAGACAAGGCCGUGCUGCAGGACAUCAAUCGAAAGGGCAGCCUCAAUGGGGUGAGUGACUGUGCUAUAACAGCCUGGUCCCAGAUCUGUUUGUGCUGUCUUGCCAACUCCUAUUGUCAUUCAUCGUCAUGCCAGCACAAACAGAUCUAGGACCAAGUUAUACUAUGAAGGAUGAGUUGUGUGAUGUUGGGGUUUUCUUUGUAUAAUGAUUGCGUUGUCUACCACCUUCAUAUAGUAGUCAUCUUUGACAUUUGUAUGGCUAUCCACACUCAGCACAGCAGUCCCUCAACACUUCUGUUGCCUGUGUUGCAGUACAACACAAACAGUUGUCAGCAAACAUGCUAAACAUGUUCCUUUGGACUAUGCUGGUUUUGUACCCCUCCACCCGUUCAUCAAACUUUCACUACCCCUGCCCGCACAAGACUGCUUUGUGAUUUUUCCUCAUCCCUGCCGAAACAUUCCAAUAAACAAUGCUUUUUUAGAUCUCUCAGCUGUUUCUGAUUCCAAAGGAUCCCUUAUCAUAUUCAGGAAAUACAUUGAAAUGGAAUUGACCUCAACCCUGAUCUAUAAUUGGGUCCAGUUGAUCUGAGAUCUGUUGCUAUGGCUGCUUAACUAAUGGGGGGCAUGGUGUCCCAAAGAUACAGCAGAUGACCAAGAUUGAAGUGGAGGACCUGCUGAGGAAGGGCGCAUAUGGAGCGCUGAUGGACGAGGAGGACGAGGGCUCCAAGUUCUGCGAGGAGGACAUCGACCAGAUCCUGCAGCGCCGCACCCAAACCAUCACCAUCGAGACAGAGGGCAAGGGCUCCACCUUCGCCAAGGUAAACCCUGACCGUUAUACCCCUAACCUCUAACCCCUGACUCUAAUAUCCAGACCAUCACCAUCCAGACAGAGGGCAAGGGCUCCACCUUCGCCAAGGUAAACCCAUAUUGGGUAAACUGUUGAGAAAAUACAACACUUUUUGUACAUAGUCCGUCGCCCCCAUUUUAGGGAACCAAAAGUUUUUGGACAAAUUCACUUGUGUAUUAAAGUAUUAAAAAAUGUAGCAUUUGGUCCCAUAUUCCUAGCACGCAAUGACUACAAUGCUUGUGACGCUACAAACUUUUUGGAUACAUUUGCAGUUUGUUUUGGUUGCGUUUCAGAUUAUUUUGUGGCCAAUAGAAAUUAAAGGUAAAUAACGUAUUGUCAUUUUGGAGUCACUUUUAUUGUAAAUAAGAAUAUAAUAUGUUGCCUCCCGAGUGGCGCAGCGGUCUAAGGCACUGCAUCGCAGUGCUUGAGGCGUCACUAAAGACCCAGGUUCGAUCCCAGGCUGUGUCGCAGCCGGCCGCGACCAGGAGACCCAUGAGGCAGCGCACAAUUGGCCGGGUUAGGGGAGGGUUUGGCAUGCACGCUGACUUCGGUCGCCAGCUGUACAGUGUUUCCUCCGACACGUUGGUGCAGCUGGCUUCUGGAUUAAGCGAGUAGUAUGUCAAGAAGCAGUGUGGCUUGGCAGGGUCGUGUUUCGGAGGACGCAUGGCUCUCGACCUUCGCCUCUCCCGAGUCCAUACGCGAGUUGCAGCGAUGGGACAAGACUGUAACUACCAAUUGGAUAUCAAGAAAUUGGGGAGAAAAAAGGGUCAAAUGUUUAAAAAGAAAAUAAUAAUAAUAAUAAAAAAAAUAUUCAAGAAUACAAUAUGUUUCUAAACACUUCUACAUUAAUAUGGUUGCUACCAUGAUUACGUAUAAUCAUGAUUACGUAUAAUCAGGAAGACCCCAAAAAUGCUUACCUCCCCUGUUAUUUAUUGGUAAUGGUGAGAGUUUUCAAGUUUUUAAUGGCACAUGCACAAGUACAGUGAAAUGCCUUUCUUGCAAACUCAAAACCCAACAAUGCAAUAAUCAUAAACAAUGUAAUACUAGAAAAAAACACACGAGAAAUAAGAAUAAAUAUGAAGAACACAAAAAGUAAGUAAGCAUACUAUAUACAGGGUCAGUUCCAAUACCAUAUUUACAAUGUGUAGGGAUACGGGCGUGAUGGAAGUAGAUACAGUAUGUAUAGGGGUUAGGUGACUAGGCAACGGGAUAUAAGAUAAACAGAGUAGCAGCAGCUUGUAUGUAAGUGGGUGUGUGUAGAGUCAGUAUAUUAGCAUGUCUUGGGUGUUAUGAUCAUUAUUCACCAUUCAUUCAUGAUUAUCCGUAUAAAGAAUAUUGGACCAAAUACUACACACUUGACUACUUUAAUACACAUAUAAGUGAAUUUGUCCAAAUCCUUUUGGUUCCUUAAAAAGGGGCAACUAUGUACAAAAAGUGCUGUAGUUUCAAAACGGUUCACCCGAUAUGGACACUCUGACUUAAACCUCAUAGUCAUUGUACCCCCCCAAAGUGCUGGGGUACAGAGCAAAAAAAUAAAAAAUAAAAAGGUUUCACUGUCCAAAAACCUCACUGUAUUACUUUGGUGGUUUGAGAUUAGAGUAUUACUUUAUUGUGCUCAACUACAAUGAGAAAUUUAAACUUUGAGUGUCAAGGGCCCUACCUUUGCCAAACCCUACCCCUAAAUGAUAUCUUAAACCGUAAUCCUUAGGCUGUCACCAUCCAGGUAGUAUAUAACUAUUGGAAGAAUUACAUGUUCGCCAGUAUCCACAAGUUUCAGUUUCCCGUCUUUUACCAAUGUCAGAUUUCACGCCUUAUCAGCUUUCUCAGCACAUCCCAGUGUAUGUUACUCGCAUGGAUCCAGUCCAGUUGAUGCCUGUGUGUGUGUGUGUGUGCAUAAUUAUUUAUUUUUCCUUGUCAUUUCCAGGCCAGCUUUGUGUCUUCUGGAAACAGAACUGAUAUUUCCCUGGACGAUCCCAACUUCUGGCAGAAAUGGGCCAAAAUAGCAGAGCUGGAGAUUGACUCCAAAGCAGAGAAGGUAAGAGGGGAGGGAAGGGAAGGAAGGGCGCUGUGGGGCGACCGGUGAUCCCCGACUAGGGUGUCGCUGCUGCCUGGUGUUGGAGGGGCUCCAGAAAAGGCUGGUCGCUGCAGAUCAAAAGAGCCACUCAGAAUGCGCGCUGGAAAAGAAGGCGGAAUAGGCCUCGCGAAACGGUUUAAAAAUCUGGCACUCAUCAACCUGCUGAACAGAUGGGUUGCAUUAAUGAGAGAAAAAAAAAUAGAAAUACAGCAUGCGAAGCAGAGGGAGGAGGAGAGGGUGCAGUUGAAUUAAUUAUGUGUGUAUUAGAGCUUGCUGUGUGUGUAUAGUGUAUUAGUGUGCAGCGUAUGCAUUUUGUGCUGAAGAGUUGUGCGUACAGUGGGGAGAACAAGUAUUUGAUACACUGCCGAUUUUGUAGGUUUUCCUACUUACAAAGCAUGUAGAGGUCUGUAAUUUUUAUCAUAGGUACACUUCAACUGUGAGAGACAGAAUCUAAAACAACAAUCCAGAAAAUCACAUUGUAUGAUUUUUAAGUAAUUAAUUUGCAUUUAUUUAAAUUACAGACCUCUACAUGCUUUGUAAGUAGGAAAACCUGCAAAUUCGGCAGUGUAUCAAAUACUUGUUCUCCCCACUGUAUAUGGUGUACACUGUACUGUAUAUUAGUAUUGUGAGUUGUUUUGGCCUGUGUAUGUGGUGUUAGGGCUAUGUGUGUGUGUGUUGUCUGUUAGCCGUGUGUGUCUUAAGUCUUUUACUUCAAAUUGAUUUGUUUGGAGACUGUACAUGGCAUGUGUAUUGUGCUGUAUACUGUGUGCCAGUACUAUGCAUGGGUGCCUAUAAUGCCUGAAUUGCCUAGAUGAACAGUGUGUCCAUAAAUUAAUUUAUAUAGCCCUUUUUACAUCAACAGUUGUCACAAAGUGCUUAUACAGAAACCCAGCCUAAAACCCCAAAGAGCAAGCAAUGCAGAUGUAGAAGUACGGUGGCUAGGAAAAACUCCCUAGAAAGGCAGAAACCUAGGAAGAAACCUAGAGAGGAAUCAGGCUUUGAGGGGUGGCCAGUCCUCUUCUGGCUGUGCCGGGUGAAGAUUAUAAGAGUACGUGGCCAUUAAGGCCAGAUCGUUCUUCAAGAUGUUCAAACAUUAAUAGAUGACCAGCAGGGUCAAAUAAUAAUCACAGUGGUUAUAGAGGGCAGGAAUAAAUGACAGCUGGCUUUUCAUAGCCAAGCAUUCAGAGAAGGGGCGAGAGAGAACAACAAUUUUGUCCAGGAUUAGGGCUGUGGCGGUCCCGAAAUUUCGUCAGCCGGUGAUUGUCAAGCAAAUAACUGUCGGUCUCACGGUAAUUGACCGUUAAUUAACAUAAAGGGGUUCCACACAUGCAAGCUGCUGAUGUGUGCCUUUUGAAACAUCUACAUUUACAAGUCUAAAGUGUAAUAAAUCCCUUUAUUUGCCUUUACACCAUCACAAUAAAUCCAUUAUUUAUUUUUGGCAGGUCUACGAAACAUUAUAAUAAAGCCAAUAAAGGAAAACGAGACUGGUUAUCCCGCCAUCAUGAUAGGGGUUCAGCAAUAUGUGUCCGGUUCCUUCUCGUCCAUAUAGCGGGUCAUCUCGGUGUCGGCAUGCACUCUCAAGGAUACAGGGGGGGGGGAGCUUUCAGGGCCAGUUUCUUCUCUAAGAAGAUCACCAAGAUUCAUAUUUUUAGCCGGGGGCUGUGCACAGUCAUCCCCAUCUCCAGCUGUACAGCUGGUGCUGCCUCCGUCUACUUCCCCGAGUGCCAACAUCUCCUGAAGGAGGGCAUCUUUUCGUGCCAUCUCCCACACGGCCUUUGUACCGGGGGUCAAGUAGGCAGGUCUUUAACAAAAGUGCCUGUAGUGCUGUUGCUUUGUGCUUGUCCUGCAAUACACUUCCCAUUUUCUUUUUUAUAGUUUUUCGUUAGCUCGGAGUCAUUGGGUUUGGGAGAGAGAAUCUGUCCCGUUAAAAGUUGUAAAACGGGCUUGACUGACGACACUGUCACAUAGUUCUCCCCAGACAGGAUAUCAGUGAAGUCGGCCACAGGCUUCAGUGCGGCAUUGACCGAUUGCAGAACAUUGAUGACCUGCCAUGAUGGAUCUAAAUGCUUGUGAUUUUGAUCGUCAAUUAAUACCUGUUGUAUGGCCGAGACCUGCGCCGAAACUCUUUCGACCAUUUGUUGUUUGAUCACCCAACCUGUUCUACAAUCCUGCAGGAUGAAAAAUAAUAACAUUUUAUGAAAUGCAAGGGAAUUCAAUGGGCAUAUCAUUCGAUUUAUAUACGAUUUAUAAAUCUAGGACCAACAUCUUGAUAACGAAAUUGUAGCUUGUAUUUGAUUUAAAUAGCCUAAAAUUAAUAGAAUGAAAUGUGCUCAUCAUUCAAUUGAGAUAUAGUGAAGGCCUAUUAAUAGGACUAACAUCUUGAUAGUGGAAUUGUAGCUUGUAUUUGAUUUAAAUAGCCAAACAUUUAUGGAAUGCAAUAGGCAUAUAAUUUGAUUGAUAUACAUUGUAUUAAUCUAAGACCAACAUCUUGAUAACGAAAUUGUAGCUGAUUUUUAAUUUAAAUAGCCUAAAAUUAAUGGAAUGCAAUGGAAUUUAAGACUGACUAUGAACUAAAUAAGAUUAAGCACUCACCAGUAUGAGAACGUGCUGGGGCAUCUCAAGAACCUCCUGUGCUUUAUGGAGGUUUCUCCUCUUCAACCAGCUCGUGGAGAAGGUGCUGGCGAGUGUCCUAGAGCCCCAAGGCCCGGGUUGUGCGGUCUUUCUGACUUGCAACACCUUUUGUGACGGCCAGAUGCAGGUUGUUUCCAAAGCAGCUAAGCCAUGGCCAACCCAACUGCCUCACCACGGCCACAAUGUUUGCCCCGUUGUCAGUUGUGAUGCAGGACACUUUCUUCUCAUCCAAUGCCCACUCUGCCAACACGGACCGGAGAGCUUCACUCAGGUUAUCCGCAGUAUGAUUCUCUGGCAUAUAGGUCGUCUCAAGACAAUGGGACACAAUGGUCGCGCCCCCGUAGAAAUCUAGUUAACAUAAUUUUAAAAUCCCCAUCAAAAUCUGUCUGUUUAAGAUAGAGAUAUCAGUUUUUUUGCAUGGGCUGUGUCUUAAUCCACCGCAUCCGCUGAAAUCGGCCAUUCGCAUCUGCGGUGAAAGGUGGCAGAGCUACAGCGGUGUUUGUCAGACCAUUAGACAUCCCGAAAAUCGGUCUUCUCACAAAAUUAUAUGUAGUGUCGGAACGGUUUGGCCUAGAAACUAUUUUGACCACUCUACUGAAAGACUCCUCACGAACACGAUGGUGUUCUCCGUUUUGCUCUACGACGCCCACAAGCCUCACAACACUUGUCUGAAGGCCCCCGGUACCAGUUUGAAAGAAUUAUGGAAUUAUAUAUGGAGAUAGUUUUAGUGCCUAAAAUAAGGGGAUAAAUACAUGCGAAAGAUAUAUAUGUAUAUGUAUAUGUAUGUUUCCUGAUCUUUCUUAUAUCUCUCAGAUAUAGGACGGACACAUCAGAACAAAUUUACUUUAGAUUUAGUUUUGGACUAUCUGUUGUUCCAUGUAGUGAAUAUUUUAUUCAAUGCGGUUUUUUUGGCUAAUAGCAGUAAUGCCAAAUUCAAUGUUUCAUCCAAUAAUUUUGUUAUAUAUUUUUUUAGACCAUAAGGGGUCUUAAAAUUCCAAAUCAAAUAGCUAAAUAACACUUGGUAUGACCAUUUUAAAACAAUUCCAUAUGUUAGCUUAGAACCCUCCCCCGCUUAGACUUAGAGGGGUAAAAGUGUACAAUGCAGAAAUCACUCCACAUUUCCUGGAUGCAAAAAUUCUAAUAGUUCGCCUAAUUUCAGUUUAUGUGACAAAACAAGCAAGUAUAGUGUAGAGAAUCAUUCUACCAUCUACACCAAUGUGAAAUAUAUUUUCCAUAGCCAAAAAUAUUGUACACUGAACACAAUAUAAACGCAACAUGCAACAAUUUCAAAGGUUUUACUGAGUUACAGUUCUAUAAGGAAAUCAGUCAAUUGAAAGAAAUGUAUUCAUCCCUAAUCUAUGGAUUUCACAUGACUGAGAAUACAGAUUUGAAUAGAGUUGAUCAGGCUGUUGAUUGUGGAAUGUUGUCCCACUCCUCAUCAAUGGCUGUGCGGGAACUGGAACACGCUGUCGUACACGUCGAUCCAGAACAUGCUAUACACGUCGGUCCGUAGCUUAUGUCUGCCCAUACCAUAACCCCACCGCCACCAUGGGGCACUCUGUUCACAACGUUGACAUCAGCAAACCUCUCGCCCACGUGACGCCAUACACAGUCUGCCAUCUGCCCGGUACAGUUGAAACCGGGAUUCAUCCGUGAAGAGCACACUUCCCCAGCGUGCCAGUGGCUGUCCGGGUGGCUGGUCUCAGACAAUUCCGCAGGUGAAGAAGCCAGUUGGGAAGGUCCUGGGCUGACAUGGUUACACGUGGUCUACAAUUGUGAGGCCGGUUGGACGUACUGCCAAAUUCUCUAAAACGUCAUUGUACAGAAAUGAACAUUAAAUGAUCUGGCAACAGCUCUGGUGGACAUUCCUGCAGUCAGCAUGCCAAUUGCACGCUCCCUCAAAAUGUAAGACAUCUGUGGCAUUGUGUUGUGUGACAAAACUGCACAUUUUAGAGUGGCCUUUUAUUGUCCCCAGCACAAGGUGCACCUGUGUAAUGACCAUGCUAUUUAAUCAACUUCUUGAUAUGCCACACCUGUCAGGUGGAUGGAUUAUUGUGUUUAUUUUUUUGUUCUGUAUAUUUUCAGCUGUUUGAAGCUGGUGCUUUUAUAUGCUUUUAUAUGCUUUCCUGAGACGACUGUACAACCAUCGAGAUUCAUUGUCAGAUCCGACAGCAGAACUCUUUGUUUCUUGGGACCUACAACUAGCAUAUCCGUAGCAAGCCGGCAGUAAAGCCUAAACCUGAACCUCCGUCUGUGACAGGAGAGCCUGGUGAUUGACACGCCUCGUGUGAGGAAGCAGACGCGUCACUACAACUCGUUUGAGGAUGACGAGCUGAUGGAGUUCUCCGAGCUGGACAGCGACUCAGAAGAGAGGCCCUGUCGCACCCGCCGCCUCAGCGAGAGGAGCAGGCACUACCUCCGUGCAGAGUGCUUCCGUGUAGAGAAGAACCUGCUCAUAUUCGGGUCAGUUUCACAGCCUCUUAUAUUUCUCAGUUAUACUUUCAGUAGCCUUUCUAUUGUGCCAUACUGUAAAAAAAAAUUGUUCCCUAUGUAAGUGCUCUCUGUACCUCAAACUGUACCUUAGUAAGCACUCUUACUAAUUACUGCAGAGUUACAGUGUGCAGGUUUCCCAAACAUCUCAAGUAACCCCCAAUAAGUACCAUUUAUUUUAUGCAUUUCGGUACUACCCCACCUGAUUCAGUUGGUCAACCAGUGAAGGGCUUGGUGAUUAGUUGAUAAAUUAGUUGUGGAAUACAUCAAAUAUGUGGCACUGGCUGGGGGUACUUGAGGGGAGUUUUGGGAAUCACUACAGUAGGCUACAUUAGAGUACAGUAUUUAGGUAUUGUAUCCAACUGACUCUGUCCUCAUGCCACUCACUCCAUGUCUCUGCGUGUGCCCACAUAGCUGGGGUCGCUGGAACGACAUCCUGACCCAUGGGCGCUUCAAGUGGCAACUGGCCGAAUGCGACAUUGAGGUGCUGUGCCGGUCGCUGCUGGUCUACUGCUUGCGCCACUACAAGGGCGACGACAAGAUCAAGAGCUUUAUCUGGGACCUCAUCACACCCGCCAAGGAUGGCCAUAAACAGGACCUGCAGAACCACUCUGGUGAGAGACUCACUAACAUCCCCUGAUACAAGCUGCCAUUCACUCAUUCAGAUAUGGUGUGGGGGAAAGAGGACAGGCAAUAUGGUUAGUUAUGUUGACAACACUCAAAUGAAUAAUCAAGCUCUGAAAAGCAACUCGUAGUGCCAGAGUUUGGUGUAAUAGCCUAGAAAGCGGACUCCAGAUCAUGCAUGGCCCCCUGCGAUGGGGGUUUGAAUCCACACUCAGCAUCUUGUACUACUCUUUAUUACAUCUUGUAUCUACUCUGUCUAUCCCUUAGCAUAAAAAAAUAAAAGCGAUCCCCACCCUUCUCCGAUGGUUUGCUAUGGUCUCCAAAUGUCUAUCCUUUAAUGUGGACAGGUGUGCAGUAAGGUGAUUACAUGAUAUAGUUCAAUUCCAACCUUUCCACAAGCAGGCCUGUCGGCCCCAGUCCCCAGGGGACGCAAGGGUAAGAAGCUAAAGAACCAGCUGAGUGUGCCCGAGAUGAAGCAUGCAGACUGGCUGGUCAACUGCAACCCAGAGGUGGUGCUGCAUGAUGACAGCUACAAGAAACACCUCAAGCAGCACUGCAACAAGUGAGUCCCCCAUUCCUCACAAUUCACUUUCAGCUGUUAGUGAACAGUCAUGUUCUCCUGUAUGCAGAAUGGGAUUCCUAAGGUUGCUAAAUCUUACAAAACAUACAUACUAGUCUAGUUCUAUUUGAAAUUAUGAUUUUUUUUUGGUGCUGAAGUCUAGGGAGUAAGGGCUAGAUUUACUAAGCUUUUGCUUUUUGUUUUAUCUCUUCCUAAAAACAGGUGAAAAUGCUUAGCAACUCUGCACUGGCCCUAAGUGGUUUGGUGUUUAUCCAAUAAGAGACUGAUGAGGGGUAUAUGUGUUGUGUUAUGUGCGUUGUUGUGCCAAGGGUACUUCUGAGGGUGAGGAUGCUGUACUACCUGAAGGCGGAGGUACUGGGAGAGGCUGCUGCCCAGUCCCUGGAGGGCAUUCCUGCCAGGUACAAAGUGCACCACGAGGGCACCCAUUAAUCAUACCACUUACUUAUCUAGGUCCGGGAAACCAGACUAAAGUGAAUGGCUGAUUUGUGUGUGUGUGUGAUCUGUGCAGUAAACUGGAGGUGGCACUGCCUGACAUCGACUACAUCGAGAUCCCAGCAGGCUGGUGGGAUGCAGAGGCAGAUAAGUCUCUCCUCAUAGGAGUGCACAAACACGGUAAUCCUCUAGUCUAGGGUCUCCUGUUUGUCAGGUCCUCAUGGCUCUCACUAUACAAUCCAAUUUUAUGUACACUGAACAAAAAUAUAAAUGCAACAUGUAACAAUUUCAAAGAUUUUACUGAGUUACAAUUCAUAUAAGGAAAUUAGUCAAUUGAAAUAAAUAAAUGAGGCCCUAAUCUAUGGAUUUCACAUGACUGUGAAUAAAGGUAUGCAUCUGUUGGUCACAGAUACCAAAAAAAAAAAAAAAAAAAGUAGGGGCGUGAAUCAGAAAACCAGUCAGUAUCUGGUGUGACCACCAUUUGCCUCAUGCAGCGUGACACAUCUCCUUCGCAUAGAGUUGAUCAGGCUGUUGAUUGUGGCCUGUGGAAUGUUGUCUUCUUCAAUGGCUGUGUGAAGUUGCUGGAUAUUGGCGGGAACUGGAACACGCCAUUGUACACGUCGAUCCAGAUGAUCCCAAACAUGCUCAAUGGGUGACAUGUCUGGUGAGAAUGCAAGCCAUGGAAGAACUGGGACAUUUUCAGCUUCCAGGAAUUGUGUACAUGACCUUGCAACAUGGGGCCGUGCAUUAGCAUGCUAAAACGAGGUGAUGGCGGCGGAUGAAUGGCACGAUAAUUGGCCUCAGGAUCUCAUCAGGUAUCUCUGUGCCUUCAAAUUGCCAUCGAUAAAACGCAAUUGUGUUUGUUGUCCGUAGCUUAUGCCUGCCCAUACCAUAACCCCACCGCCACCAUGGUGCACUCAGUUUUCAAUGUUGACAUCAGCAAACCGCUCGCCCACACGACGCCAUCUGCCCGGUACAGUUGAUACCGGGAUUCAUUCGUGAAGACCACACUUCUCCAGCUUGCCAAUGGCCAGUGAGCAUUUGCCCACUGAAGUCGGUUACAACGCUGAACUGCAGUCAGGUCAAGACCCUGGGUCGGACGACGAGCACAAAUAAGCUUACCUGAGACGGUUUUGACAGUGUGCAGAAAUUCUUCAGUUGUGCAAACCCACAGUUUCAUCAGCUGUCCGGGUGGCUGGUCUCAGACGAUCCCGCUAGUGAAGAAGCCGGAUCUGGAGGUCCUGUGUUGGCGUGGUUACACAUGGUCUGCGGUUGUGAGGCCGGUUGGACGUACUGCCAAAUUCUCUAAAACGACGUCGGUAGAAAAAUUUACAUUUCAUUCUCUGGCAACCGCUCUGAUGGACAUUCCUGUAGUCAGCAUGGCAAUUGCACGCUCCCUCAACGUAAGACAUCUGUGGUAUUUUGUUGUGUGACCAAACUGCACGUUUUAGUGGCCUUUUCUUGUCCCCAGCACAAGGUGCACCUGUGUAAUGAUAUGCUGUUUAAUCAGCUUCUUGAUAUGCCACACCUGUCAGGUGGAUGGAUUAUCUUGGCAAAGGAGAAAUGCUCACUAACAAGGAGGUAAACUAAUUUGUGCACAAGCUUAAGCUUUUUGUACGUACGGAAACUUUAUGGGAUCUUUUAUUUCAGCUCAUGAAACAUGGGACCAACACUUUACAUGUUGCGUAUAUGUUUUUGUGCAGUGUAUUUUAUGUUACAGUAUAUUGAAGUCAUGGUUUAUCCAUUUCAAAAGAUCACACAUCAACCUUGGUUCUAGAGAAUUUCAGGGUGUGCAAGCCUUUAUUCGAAGACAGCACGAAAACACCUUAUUCAACUAAUCAAGGUCCUGAUGAUCAGUGGAUUAGAGUCCGCUUUUAAAGACAUACUGUUUUACCUCAAUUACUAGUUUGAUAGUGACUGUUUUUCUGGAAGCUGUGCUGCACCAUUUUCAUCAAUUGGGCCAGCCCCCUAGCAAUUUGAGUUCUAGACAAUGAUCUUCAGCCAUUUGAGUGACAGCUAGCAAGAUGCACACACAGCAGAGCGAGAGUAAUGACUUGGUGCACAUACUGUAUCUGCACAUAUGUGACGUAAUAUGCAAUUUUCAGGACCACUUAUUACUCGUGAGCUCUACUUUCAGAACUACUGGCUAAAAAGUAUACAAAAGUACCGGAGAAUCUCUAUAAGCCUGUAGCUCACCCUGUAAAUCUUGGAUCAGGAUUGGUAAUUACUGGCCUACCACAUAUCACAGUUAUUAGUCAUUGAUAAAUUGAUCUUACAUUUUAUGUUAACGGUAGAUUUAAGUCUAAAGCCACUGCCGUCAUCACCAUCGGCGCUCAGUAACCCUGGUGUCUCCUCAGGGUACGAGCGGUACAACGCCAUGCGGGCCGACCCAGAGCUGUGCUUCUUGGAGCUGGUGGGCAUGCCUGACGUCACGGCGCUCUCAGCCGAGCAGAGUGGAGGAGAGGUGGUGGCUGACCUCACUGACAGGCAAGAACCACCUCAGCCUUACCAUAGGGCACAAGUCUUAUUUGAAGGAUGGCAUACAGUAUUAUGAACAUCCCCAGUACCGAAUCUCAGGUGCUGUGUACGAAUGUGAAUGUCAACCGAUGUCUGCAUGCCCCAAAAUGUCAACCGAUGUCUGCAUGCCCCAAAAUGUCAACCGAUGUCUGCAUGCCCCAAUAUGUCAACCAAUGUCUGCAUGCCCCAAAAUGUAAUGUAUCAGCAAUACCUCAAUCUAGUUCCCCUAAAUACAUUAAUACAUCCUGGGUGGUCAAGCUGACUCUGGUGAUGGAGCAAGUGAUAUAA
Molecule: messenger RNA, 37567 nt
Organism: Coregonus sp. 'balchen'
Lineage: Eukaryota; Metazoa; Chordata; Actinopteri; Salmoniformes; Salmonidae
Source: the annotation of a GenBank genome assembly